Molecule: messenger RNA, 4161 nt
Organism: Tinamus guttatus (white-throated tinamou)
Lineage: Eukaryota; Metazoa; Chordata; Aves; Tinamiformes; Tinamidae
Gene: RAB3GAP2
Product: RAB3 GTPase activating non-catalytic protein subunit 2
Biological process (GO): regulation of GTPase activity
Source: RefSeq, a predicted model, not a curated record
AUGUCGUGCACCCUGGUGCCCUUCGGCCACUUCCAGGACUUGGAGGCGGCCCGCGACUUCCUGUGCCCGCACCGCCGCCCGGCCAGCGCCGCGCCCGCCCGCGACAGCGGUAAAUCAGCAAACUGGGAAGAUGAUGGCUGGGGAGCCUGGGAUGAUGCUGAAGUACAAGAACCUGAAGAAGAGGAAUCUGCUUCUAAGAACCAGAGAAAUUACUGGCUUCACAGCUGCGUGUUGUCCUUGUCACCAACAAAUGACUUGAUGGUAAUAGCUAAUGAGCAGAAAGCUGUCUUUUUAGUGCCCAAAUGGAAGCACAGUGACAAGGGAAAGGAGGAGAUGCAGUAUGCUGUUGGCUGGAGUGGCUCUCUGAAUGUUGAAGAUGGUGAAUGCGUCAGUAGUGUGUUGUGUAUCCCAUUGGCAAGUCAGAAGAGGAGUUCCACGGGCCGCCCUGACUGGACCUGCAUUGUGGUUGGCUUCACCUCUGGCUACGUUCGCUUCUACACUGAGAGUGGAGUACUGCUUCUUGCACAGCUUUUAAAUGAAGAUCCUGUCCUGCAGCUUAAGUGCAGAACCUACGAAAUUCCCAGGCAUCCUGGUGUCACAGAACAGAAUGAAGAACUCAGUAUUUUGUAUCCAGCAGCAAUUGUGACAAUUGAUGGUUUCAGCCUCUUUCAGUCCCUUCGUGCAUGUCGUAAUCAGGUAGCAAGAGCUGCAGCAUCUGGCAGUGAGAAUGUUCAGCCACCACCACUGGCUUACAAGAAGUGGGGCUUGCAGGAUGUGGAUACAAUCGUUGAUCAUGCUAGUAUUGGUAUCACAACACUGUCUCCUUUUGAUCAAAUGAAGACUGCCUCCACUAUAGGUGGAUAUAAUGCAGCUAUAAAAAAUAGCCCUCCUGCUAUGUCUCAAUAUGUUACUGUUGGAUCCAAUCCUUUCACUGGCUUCUUUUUUGCUCUAGAGGGUAGCUCACAACCCCUAUUGUCUCAUGUUGCCUUAGCAGUUGCAAGUAAACUCACUUCAGCAUUAUUUAAUGCUGCCAGUGGCUGGCUUGGUUGGAAGAGCAAACAUGAAGAAGAACCUGUCCAGAAACAGAAACCAAAAGUUGAACCUGCCACCCCAUUGGCAGUGAGGUUUGGACUUCCAGAUUCCCGUCGGCAUGGUGAAAGAAUAUGUCUCUCUCCAUGUAACACUUUGGCGGCAGUAACAGAUGACUUUGGAAGGGUUAUUUUACUGGAUGUUACAAGAGGACUUGCAGUUCGCAUGUGGAAAGGAUACCGUGAUGCAGAAAUUGGUUGGAUACAAACUGUAGAGGACCUUAAUGAGAGAGAAACUGAGAAGAUGGAUUUUUCUCCUUUCGGACAUGCGCAGGGUCCAAGCAGAGUGGCUCAGUUCCUUGUAAUCUAUGCACCAAGGAGAGGAAUCCUGGAAGUGUGGAGCACUCAGCAAGGCCCUCGGGUUGGGGCCUUCAAUGUGGGGAAGUGCUGUAGACUGUUGUAUCCGGGUUAUAAAAUAAUGGGUUUAAACAAUGUGACCAGUCAGGGAUGGCAGCCUCAGACCUACCAGAUAUGUCUUCUUGAUCCAGUCUCUGGAAGUGUAAAAACCAUCCACGUACCUUUUCAUUUAGCACUGAGUGAUAAAAAGAGUGAGCGAGCAAAAGACAUGCACCUAGUGAAGAAAUUAAAUGCAUUACUCAAGGCUAAAACUUCAGAUCCUGACUUGGUUGAAGCUGAGGCAAAGGAAUUAAUCCUGGAUAUUAAAUACCCUGCUACAAAGAAACAGGCUCUGGAAAGUAUAUUGGCAAGUGAACGUGUGCCACUGUCAUCUCUCACAAGCAUCACUCAGACAUUGAUGGAUGAUUUAAAAAAACAGGAGCUCGAGUGUGUGGAUGAAGCACUACUACAGUUCUGUGCGAACAAAUUGAAAUUGUUACAUCUUUAUGAACUAGUUAGCAAACUAAAUUCCCAGAAAAUGCAGGAAGAUGCUCCACCUACAGAUAAUGAUUUGGCUAAGCUGCUUCGUCUGGACCGAAAGGAUUUUCUUAGGCUUCAAACAUUACUGGAGAACUACAAGCAAGAAAACGCUGAAACCCCUGAAACUGCUGUUCAGUUUGCUGAUGAGAAAGAUUGUGUCCUGUCUGUGAAAACCUUCUUAGAGUAUCUAGAGUAUGAAAAGGAUACAAUUAAUGUGAAAAACAUGGAAGAUAGAGAGUAUGUGGCUUUAGGCAGCUUUUUCUUCUGGAAAUGUUUGCAUGGAGAGAGUUCCACUGAAGAAAUGUGUCACACACUGGAGUCAGCUGGUUUCAGCCCUCAGACCUUGUUGUCACUCCUCCUCAAUCUUUGGCUUUCCAAGGAAAAGGAUAUUCUAGAUAAACCAGACUCUAUCAGCUGCCUUCACACUAUGCUGUCACUUCUGAGCAAGAUGAAAGUUGCCAUAGACGAGUCGUGGGACACUCAGUCGGUGUCCCCCUGGUGGCAGCAGAUGCGCUCGGCUUGUGUUCAGUCGGAGCACAACGCGGCAGCCCUGCUCUCUGCCCAUGUCGGGCACGCCGUCACCGCAGAGAUCAUCGACAGCGUGGCCGAGAAAAAGUUUUCCCAAAUAAUUGUAGGUUCAGAUACGGACUCAUGGGAGGCACUUUCUCUUGAUACUGAAUACUGGAAACUUUUGCUGAAACAGUUAGAAGACUGUCUAAUACUUCAAACACUGCUGCAGAGCAAAGUGAGCAAGAAGACAAAGAGAAUUCCAUCUCUACAGACUGAGCCUUUGGGCAAACUUUCUGUCAAGAAACUGCUUGAAGGUGGAAAAGGAGGCUUUGCUGACGCCGUUGCAAAAUGGGUUUUUAAGCAAGGCUUCAGCCCUAUCGUACUGAAUUUGGCAAAGCACAAAGAAGAUGCUGACAGUACUGAGGAAUCGGUGGACACAUAUAGUAACAUCUUUCUUGAGGAACCAGAAGCACUUGCAGGCUUGGAACCAAUCCUAGGAUUGUUGCAACUGGCAUAUGAGCAAUUUCCUUGCAGUCUUGAACUGGAUGUACUCCAUGCGCAUUGCUGUUGGGAAUAUGUAGUGCAAUGGAAUAAGGACCCAGAGGAAGCAUGUUUUCUCAUUAGGUCUAUAGAUCAUCUUAGAUGUAUCAUUAACGCCCACGUUCAACAUGGUAUCGCUCUGAUGAUGUGGAAUACAUUCAUAGUAAAAAGGCUUUCUUCUGCUACUUAUCUAAUGGACAAGGUUGGAAAAGCUCCCAAGGACAGAUUGUGCAGAAGGGAUGUAGGUAUGGGUGACACUGCUAUGACAUCUUUUCUUGGCUGCUGUUCAGAUCUUCUACAGACAUUACUAGAGGCCGACGUGGGCAGCGAUGAAAUGGCGGCGCCCGCGCUGGGCACCGAGGACGCCUGGCUGGCGGCCGAAGGACCCGUGUCCAUCGUGGAACUCGCCCUCGAGCAGAAGCGCGUCCACUACCCGCUGGUGGAGCAUCAGUUUGUGUUGUGUACUGUCCUGCACCUCAUCAUGAGGUUCGCUCUGAAGAGUGUGAAGCCCCUCUCACUUUUUGACAGUAAGGGCAAAAAUGCCUUUUUCAAAGACCUUACUUCAAUUCAGCUUUUACCCAGUGGAGAUAUGGAUCCAAAUAUUUUAUCCAUACGACAACAGUUCUUGGCGAAAGUUGUGAGUGCAGUGGUUCAAAGCCUGUGUUCAUCACAGAAGGCCAAAGGAGCCCUGGAAGAGGAGUUGUUUCCUUUCGAAAAGGAGAAGGAUUGGCCAACGUUGGCUGUGGAUCUGGCUCAGCAUCUUCAAAUCUGUGAGGAUACGGUUCGAAGGCUUUAUGUAUGUGAACUGUAUAAUUAUGGAAUGGAUCAUCUCGGUGAAGAGGCCUUUCUUCAGGUGGCUGACAAGGAAGUGCUUGCAUCUCAGCUCCUCAUACUGACUGGACAGAGACUGGCCUUUGUUUUACUUCACAUGCAGACGAAGGAGGGGAUGGAGCUCCUUGCAAGGCUUCCUCCAAUGCUCUGUACUUGGCUUAAAGCUAUGGACCCCCAGGACCUUCAAAAUCCGGACGUGCCAAUUGCAACAACAGCUAAACUGGUUAACAAAGUAAUAGAGCACUUACCAGAGAACCAUGGGCAGUACAGCCUUGCCUUGAACCUGAUAGAGGCUGUAGAAGCAAUCUCAUCAUGA